Molecule: messenger RNA, 2457 nt
Organism: Solenopsis invicta (red fire ant)
Lineage: Eukaryota; Metazoa; Arthropoda; Insecta; Hymenoptera; Formicidae
Product: E3 ubiquitin-protein ligase hecw-1
Exons: 5
Coding region: 532-2388 (618 amino acids)
Molecular function (GO): ubiquitin-protein transferase activity
Source: RefSeq, a predicted model, not a curated record
UUGAUUAAAUUUAUAUUUUACGCAAUAGUCGCGUAUUGCUUAAAUUGUGGUACACCUGUGUCGCAAUAAAUAAAUUUACUAGACAUAUCAUCUGCCCUUGGGGCGCUGAGUGUGUAGGCGUAAACGCAUUUCCUCUAUUUGACUUUUACGUUAGUCACGUUCUCAUCUUCGCAUUAUUGUUAUAUUGAUGCGACUGAUUGUUAUUUUAAGUGAGAGUUACGGAUAUCAUUAGUGAUAAGGACCUGAGCAGAAAUAUCGUCAAUUGUAUCGAUGCCACAUAUACGAGUACGUCGUCGUCAUAACAUCGAUACAAUUGACUACCGUCAAUUGUUUAUGCGUUGAACAUUCGGCUACGAUUGUGACUGCGAUUCUAUUACGGUCAUUUUUCUACUCAGGCCCUAAAUCGAAAAUAGUAAAAGUGAGAAUAAGUACAAUUGUACAAUAUUAACAAAGAUAAAUAGAGACGAAUUUGCAUUAUCAACUAUUGCAAAUGCAGUAAGGGGAACUAUUCAGCAGCAGCAAUCCCAAAUUAUGCAGGCUACCAGGAAAAGUUUUAGCUCUCUUUAUGGUUGUUAUAAACCCUCGUCAUUUAGAAGCCAAAAAGGACGGCCAAAACAAUCAGUGAAGAAAUGCACUUUUUUCUUAUUACGUAGAUCAAAUCACGAUUAUUUCCCAUGCGCGUCAGAGUGUAAUUUUUUAACAGAAAAUGGUUUCGGUAAAAAAAUUAUCUAUUUAACAUUGAAUUGGAAGAUGACUAGAGUCAAAAAACAUAUUUGUGAAAAAUAUUUAAAAGUACAAUUAAAAUCAGUUGGAUUUCGGUUUGGAAAAUGCGCUAGAGACAAAAAAAUAACAUUGUUAACAGUGAAUACACCUCAAGAAUUAAUAAAUAAAGUGAAAGGACAAAUUAUUAUUAUCCCAAACAGAGAUUUAUCUUGUUCUGAUUACGAUAUAAAUGUUGAUACGUCACAUGAAAACUCAUCGACACAAAGGUUAGGACACAACAGACACAAUAGAUUUAAUAUCAGGAGCUAUUUAGAACAAUUAAAUUCUAGACAAGGUCCAAGAUUCAAUAAUAAUUAUAGAGAUUCAGGAUUGGUUACUACUCAACGCUGCCAAGAUAAUAUGAGGAAUAGACAAAGGAAUACAGGAAUUAUGAGAAGAGUGUCCGUAGAUACACAGUCAAAUACUCGAUUACAACAAAACAAUCAAUCUGAUGACGGUUAUCAAGUUCAGAAUGACAGUUUACUUAACAGAAGAGUUUCUUAUCAAAAUGAAUUUGCUUUAGAUUUAUCAAAUUUGGACAAUUUUUCAUAUAUUCCAGAAGCAAACCAAGAACUAACUAGUCAAAUUGAUAUUAAGUAUCCAGAUUUACCUAAUGGAGAAAUUAAUAUAAAUUUUAUUAUUAAAAGAGAAAAUAUUAUCAAAGAAAUGUUGGAUUUAUAUAAAGAUGAAAGUGUAGUACAAAAAAAGAUAAAUGUUGCUUUUAAAGAUGAAUUAGAGCUGAACUACGGUGACUUAACAAAGGAAUUAUUUUCUGAGUUUUGGAAAAAAAUUAUGCCCGAAUUUUUUAAGGGUGAGAAUCGAUCAGUUCCUUUCUUGUCUUUAUCAAAAAUGAGGAAAGGUUUAGAUGAAAAUUUUCCAAUUAUUGGUAGAAUUUUAGCCCAUACUAUUAUUUUAACAAAAUCAAUUCCAACAAAUAUAUGUAAAUCCAUAUAUUUGAAAUUAGGUUCGCUAGAUAAAGAAAUAAAACAAGAAAUAUUAUUAGAAGACCUUUUUCAAUUUAUAACACCAGUGGAACAAAGGUUAAUAUACAAAGCAAAGAAUUCUUUUGAUGACUUAAACAUUUCUGAAAAAGACAUGUUAUUAGAUUUUUUUGCAACUUAUGGACUUUUAGAAAAUCCGGAAAAAUCACAAAUAGAAAAUCAACUUUGCAUUAUAGCAAAAAACAUUUUAUGCAUAGAAAGUCACAAUCUUAUUAAAAAAAUUAAAGAUGGAAUCCCAUUAUUUUGUGAAAAAUUUUUUACAGAUUUGACUGAUUCUAAAGUUAACUUGUUAUUUGAACAAAUGGUUGCUAACCCUAAUAAAGUUGUAACGGUUCUAAAGACUGAUCCAGAAGAGUUGAAUAAUAUUCAAACUCGAAUUUUUUACUUUUUUAAAACGUACAUAAAAAAUUUGCCGCAAGAUAAUCUUUUAAAAUUAUUAUUAUUUGUAACUGCAUCAUCACAUUUGCCUGAUAAAAUAACCGUGAGCUUUAAAACUUCGGGUUUUCCAGUAGCCCAUACAUGUUCAAAUACUUUGGAAUUGCCAACAACUUAUUCUUCUUAUCAAGAAUUGAAAAAUCAUUUUGAUUUAAUCUUGGAAAAUGAAAAUUCCUUUCAGUAUACUUAAUUAUAAAAGUAUAUCAUAAAAAUAUUUAUUAAAAAGUAUAUUUUUAUAUAAAUAUAUUUUUAAAUAACU